AUGAAUCCCCUAUGCACUAUCACCGUUAGCAGUAUCACUAUUUUCCAAACCAUUCAAGCAGUAGUGCAAGCUGCAGCUCUUCUCCGUGAUUAUGUUAAUUCUUUGAAGAACGCUGACUCGUCCUAUCAGAGUCUGCUGCAUGAAUUCGAUUCAAUCCUUGGAAUCCUGACCACGAUCAUGAUGAUCGAGAAAGAUACCUCUCUUUCAGACGAUCUCCAAUUUUCUGUUUCGCGACUGGUGUCCGAAGAUAGACCAGUCACGAAGUUGAAGGGAGAACUGAAGGAACUCCAACUGAACGAGGAGGAGAGGAAGAACAUGCGCGCCAUAUCCAAACUUUUUUGGCCGUUCAGGAAAAAAGAAGCAGAACGGAUUGCUGAAAAAUUGAGAGGCUAUUAUCGCGACAUCACAGUAAUUCUAACAAUAGACCCGCGGAAAAUCCUCAAGAACGUCGAUCAAACAGUCCAGGAAUUAAACAAGCACCAGAAAGAUGAGCAACGUCGACAGUUCCUUAAAUGGAUGAACCCUGUGUCCUGUAUUGAGAAGCACAAUGCCUCUUGUCGUCAACGCAACCCCAAGAUCGGUCAUUGGAUUUUCGACGCCAAAGAGUAUAAGGACUGGAAUAAUUCAGAUUACGCGUUGUUGAUACUAGCAACAGCUGGACAUGGAAAGACAAUACUAGCUUCUUCCAUUAUCAACAAAAUUCAGGGUAGCAAUAUAAAAGAGCCACAGACGCUCGGUUACUUCUAUUGCAGUUUUCAAGACGACAGGACCACAAACGCGGCUGCAGUAUUCCGCUCCUUGAUCGUUCAGCUGCUUCAACAAUCUGAGCUCGACUGGAUCACACAGAUAGGCAAGCAGCAAGAAUCGAACAAAAAAGGGGGCCUUGUUUCUCUGCAAACAUUCUGGCAGCAAAACUAUGAUGCAAAGCCUCAUCCCACACAUCUGGAGUCUCUACUAAAGCUUCUUGUUGAGGUGUCCGAGAUGGUUCAUCGACCAGUUCUUGUGAUUGACGCCUUGGAUGAAUGCAAGGACUACCUCGACCUAAUCAGACAUCUUGAAAAACUUCCUGAAGAUACUCGACUACGAUUUUUCAUCACCAGUAGAAGCAUGCCAGACGUCCAAGACGCCUUUCAUGGUCUCCCCAUCUCCAAAUUGUCGCUGAAGGACAACGCACGACAAAUGAAAGACAUCCGCGUGCACAUUGAGGAGCAGCUGGAAAAUCAGAAGCGUUUGUCACAACUACCCGAUGCGCUGAAGAAGACAAUUUCGGAGAAAUUGUUGGAAAACGCCCAGGGCAUGUUUCGCUGGGUUCAGUGUCAACUGGACGAAAUCGUGGCUUGCAACAAACUCGUCGAUAUUGAGCCAACCCUCGAUAAAAUUCCAGCUGGUCUUUACGAGACCUAUAAUAGGAUUAUCGAGGCUAUCGGACGGAGAGGACCAAGGGAUAACCAAAUCGCCCACAGUUGUUUACUUUGGCUGGCCGGCGCAUUCACCCCGUUGGUUUUUUAUCAGCUUAACGGAGCGAUGAUGAUUGAAGUCGGACAACCAAAGCUUAAUCUGAACUAUGGCGUUAAGAAUCCUAUGGAUAUCGUGGCCGCGUGCGGAAGCCUCGUGACCUACGAUGAGAAAACUAGGGUCGUCGCUCUAUUUCAUCAUAGUGUCAAAGAAUACUUGAUCACUUGUUCUAAAGGCAUCUUCAAAUCGAUCUCAGGCAUACACACACGGAUCUGCAAGCUCUUGAUUACGUAUGUAUUAUACGACUUUGUCUCUGUAGAUGAGAUAUACCCAGAAGCUAUACGACGCCAUUCACAAUUGUCACAUCGUGACGAUGUCAGUGAAGACCAUCCGUUGCAGAGCUAUGCAAACCAAGUAUGGAAGCACCUCGGACAUGUUUCGGAUGAAGAUCCUGACGUUAUGACCGCCCUGACGCGGCUGAACACGAAGUUUCUUCGAAACAAUGCGAAACACCCUGUGCUUGCUCCAGGCGAAUUUGAGUAUAAAACCAGGGGGUUGGAUACCACUGAAACUUCGCCCUCACUUUUAUUCAUCCUACUUGAGCACGGCAAGCCGUGGAUAGUCGAACAUUUCGUCAAGAAGUACCCCUAUCCACCGGACAUGGAUCUUGCCCCUGGUUGGGGUUCUUCCAUGAUUUUCGUCAUAGCCAAGAACCCUCGCUGCCUCCGGAUUCUCCUGAAUAGGAGCGUCGAUCUCAAUAAGCCUUCUUCGUUCAAACCUGGUUUGUAUGGCCGAUACAAUUGUAGCAGCUCCCAUACUCCAAUUUCGUGGGCAGCUGUGACCGGAAGCGAAGUCGCCAUGAAUUACUUACUGUCACUACCGGAGGUCACGCUACCUGAUGACAUUCUGUUCAUGGCUGUGAAGGCGGACAAACCGUCGCACCAAUGUAUCCGCCAAUUUCGUCGACGCGGUGCGGAUGUCGAUUUCACCCAACUCGUAGGAAGGCUCUCACGGUGA
Molecule: messenger RNA, 2472 nt
Organism: Suillus subalutaceus
Lineage: Eukaryota; Fungi; Basidiomycota; Agaricomycetes; Boletales; Suillaceae
Exons: 8
Coding region: 1-2472 (823 amino acids)
Source: RefSeq, a predicted model, not a curated record